Myotis myotis is the source of this 3451-nucleotide messenger RNA. It is a transcript of the gene CLSTN1, whose product is annotated as calsyntenin 1. NCBI's taxonomy places the organism in Eukaryota, Metazoa, Chordata, Mammalia, Chiroptera, Vespertilionidae. Bases 33 to 3038 code for a protein of 1001 amino acids. Gene Ontology annotation, molecular function: calcium ion binding; amyloid-beta binding; X11-like protein binding. The transcript has 19 exons. Gene Ontology annotation, cellular component: postsynaptic membrane; cell surface. The record is from RefSeq and is a predicted model, not a curated record. Gene Ontology annotation, biological process: homophilic cell-cell adhesion; positive regulation of synaptic transmission; positive regulation of synapse assembly.
UGCGCUCCCGCCGAGGGCCGGGCGCCCGAGCGAUGCUGCGCCGCCCCGCGCCCGCGCCGGCCCCGGCCGCCUGGCUGCUGCUGGCCGCGCUGCUGUGCGACUGCGGCGUCUGGGCCGCGCGAGCUAACAAGCACAAGCCCUGGCUCGAGCCCACCUAUCACGGCAUAGUGACAGAAAACGACAACGCGGUGCUCCUCGACCCCCCGCUGAUCGCCCUGGACAAGGACGCCCCUCUGCGCUUCGCAGAGAGUUUUGAGGUGACAGUCACCAAAGAAGGUGAGAUUUGUGGAUUUAAAAUUCACGGGCAGAAUGUGCCCUUUGACGCAGUGGUGGUGGAUAAGUCCACGGGCGAGGGACUGAUUCGCUCAAAAGAGAAACUAGACUGUGAGCUGCAGAAAGACUACACGUUCACCAUCCAGGCCUACGACUGCGGGAGGGGGCCCGAUGGCAGCGCCAACGCCAAGAAGUCUCACAAAGCAACGGUCCACAUUCAGGUGAACGAUGUGAACGAAUACGCACCUGUGUUCAAGGAGAAGUCCUACCAGGCGUCAGUCGUGGAGGGGAGGCGCUACGAGAGCAUCCUGAGGGUGGAGGCUGUGGAUGCCGACUGCUCCCCUCAGUUCAGCCAGAUUUGCAGCUACGAAAUCGUCACUCCAGACGUGCCAUUCACGGUCGACAAAGAUGGUCACAUAAAGAACACAGAGAAGCUGAAGUACGGGAAGGAGCACCAGUACAAGCUGACGGUCACAGCCUACGACUGCGGGAAGAAAAGGGCCAGCGAGGACGUGUUGGUAAAGAUCAGCAUCAAGCCCACCUGCACCCCCGGGUGGCAAGGAUGGGACAGCAGGGUUGAGUAUGAGCCUGGCACGGGCGCCCUGGCUCUCUUCCCAAACGCCCACCUGGAGACGUGUGACGAAUCGGUGGCCUCGGUGCAGGUGACAGUGGAACUGGAGACCAGCCACAUAGGAAAAGGCUGUGACCGCGACACCUACUCUGAGAAGUCCCUUCACCGGCUCUGUGGGGCUGCGUCCGGCACUGCCGAGCUGCUCCCUUCCCCGAGCGGCUCCCUGAACUGGACCGUGGGCCUCCCCACGGACAACGGCCACGACAGCGACCAGGUCUUCGAGUUCAACGGCACUCAGGCAGUCCGCAUCCCGGAUGGCGUCGUCUCCGUCAACCCCAAAGAGCCCUUCACGGUGUCCGUGUGGAUGAGGCACGGGCCUUUCGGCCGCAGGAAGGAGACGAUUCUCUGCAGCUCCGACAAAACAGAUAUGAACCGGCACCAUUAUUCCCUCUUUGUCCACGGCUGCCGGUUUAUUUUCCUUCUCCGUCAGGAUCCUUCAGGAGAGAAGAAGUACAAACCUGCAGAAUUCCACUGGAAGCUCACUCAGGUCUGCGAUGAGGAAUGGCAUCACUACGUCCUCAACGUGGAAAUCCCGCGGGUCACGCUCUAUGUGGACGGAGUUUCCCACGAGCCCUUCUCGGUGACUGAGGAGUACCCACUUCACCCGUCCAGGAUCGAGACUCAGCUCGUGGUUGGGGCUUGCUGGCAAGAGUACUCAGGAGUUGAAAGUGACAAUGAAACCGAGCCCGUGCCUGUGGCCCCGGCAGGUUGCUGGACUUUCCCCUCUGGUGGUGACCUACAUAUGACCCAGUUUUUCCGAGGUGACCUGGCUGGCCUGACCAUCCGGUCUGGGAAGCUCACAGACAAGAAGGUGAUUGACUGUCUGUACACCUGCAAAGAGGGGCUAGACCUGCAAGUCCCCGAAGACGGCGGCAGAGGCGUGAAGGUCCAAGCCAACCCCGGCCGGUCGGUGCUGACGGUGGAGGCGGAGGACGUGGGGGAGCUGGAGAAGGCCCUGCAGCAUGUGACCUACCUCAACUCGCGGCAGUUCCCCACCCCCGGCGUCCGGAGGCUCCGGCUCACCAGCACGGCCAGGUGUUUUAAUGAGGCCGCCUGCGCCUUGGUCCCUCCGGUCGACGGCUCAGUGAUGGUUUUGCAGCCGGAGGAGCCCAAGAUCAGCCUGAGUGGCGUCCACCAUUUUGCUCGAGCAGCUUCUGAAUUUGAAAGCUCAGAGGGGGUUUUCCUUUUCCCUGAGCUUCGGAUCAUCAGCACCGUCACCAGAGAAGUGGAGCCCAACGGGGAAGGGGACGAGGACCCCACAGUGGCAGGUCUUCCUAACCGGACUGCUUCUGCAGUCCAAGAGUCCCUGGUGUCUGAGGAGAUCGUGCACGACCUGGACACGUGUGAGGUGACCGUGGAGGGCGAGGAGCUGAACCCCGAGCAGGAGAGCCUGGAGGUGGACAUGGCCCGCCUGCAGCAUAAGGGCAUAGAAGUGAGCCGCUCCGACCUGGGCGUGGUCUUCACAGGCGUGGACACCAUGGCCAGCUACGAGGAGGCGCUGCACCUCCUGCGCUAUCGGAACUGGAACUCCAGGUCCUUGCUCGACCGGAAGUUCAAGCUCGUCUGCUCCGAGCUCAAUGGCCGCUACAUUAGCAAUGAGUUUCAGGUGGAGGUGAACGUGAUCCACACGGCCAGCCCCAUGGAGCACGCCAGCCACAUGGCCGCCCAGCCGCAGUUCGUCCACCCUGAGCAUCGCUCCUUCGUCGAUCUCUCGGGUCACAACCUGGCCAACCCCCAUCCGUUCGCAGUGGUCCCCAGCACGGCCACCGUGGUGAUCGUGGUGUGCGUCAGCUUCCUCGUGUUCAUGAUCAUCCUGGGCGUGUUCCGGAUCCGGGCUGCACACCAGCGCACCAUGCGGGACCAGGACACCGGCAAGGAGAGCGAGAUGGACUGGGACGACUCCGCCCUGACCAUCACCGUGAACCCCAUGGAGACGUACGAGGACCAGCACAGUGAGGAGGAGGAGGAGGAGGAAGAGGAAGAGGAGAGUGAGGAUGGCGAGGAGGAGGACGACGUCACCAGCGCCGAGUCGGAGAGCAGCGAGGAGGAGGAGGAAGGGGGGGAGCACGGGGACCAGCAGCCGGCGAACAGGCAGCAGCAGCUGGAGUGGGACGACUCCACCCUCAGCUACUGAGCGCGCCCUCCUCCCGCCUCCCCGAAGUCUGCUGUCGGCUGCGCCCUGCCCAGGCCCACCGUGUACAGUCGUCCGGCCAGCAGGUCUGCAGACCCUCCCCUCGCGACCGUCACCCCCGCUUGGUGUGCAGGACCCAGGCUCCCUCCCUGCCCUCUGCCUGGACCUCUGCUGUGUGAGGAGCUGACACCCACUCCCUCCUGUCAUCUCGCUCCGCGUGGCCCCUCGCGCCUCCAGAAACGCUAAACCUGGACUCGGUGACAAAGGGUUAAAACUGCUCACUCCCACUGGGUCAUCCUUUUGUUCUUUUUUUUUUAAUUUUUUCCAAACUAGUGCAUGUACAAAAUGGCCGAAUGGGGGUUCAUAUGUAGAUGAACUUUUUAAUAUUUUGUAAAUAAAUUGGGAUUCCUCGUGUC